This is a messenger RNA of Canis lupus familiaris (dog), 3978 nucleotides long. It is a transcript of the gene NPC1L1, whose product is annotated as NPC1 like intracellular cholesterol transporter 1. Lineage: Eukaryota; Metazoa; Chordata; Mammalia; Carnivora; Canidae. Gene Ontology annotation, cellular component: membrane. The record is from RefSeq and is marked provisional. Gene Ontology annotation, molecular function: lipid carrier activity.
AUGGCGGACACUGGCCUGAGGGGCUGGCUGCUAUGGGCACUGCUCCUGCAUGUGGCCCAGAGUGAGCUGUACACACCCAUCCACCAGCCUGGCUACUGCGCUUUCUACGACGAGUGUGGGAAGAACCCAGAGCUGUCUGGGGGACUGGCGCCUCUGUCUAAUGUGUCCUGCCUGUCCAACACGCCCGCCCCCCGUGUCACUGGUGAGCACCUGACCCUCCUACAGCGCAUCUGCCCCCGCCUCUACACGGGCACCACCACCUAUGCCUGCUGCUCCCCCAAGCAGCUGCUGUCCCUGGAGACGAGCCUGGCGGUCACCAAGGCCCUCCUCACCCGCUGCCCCACCUGCUCCGACAACUUUGUGAACCUGCACUGCCAAAACACCUGCAGCCCCAACCAAAGUCUCUUCAUCAACGUGACCCGCGUGGCUGGGGGCGGGGGUGGCCGGCCCCAGGCUGUGGUGGCCUAUGAGGCCUUCUACCAGGACACCUUUGCCCAGCAGACCUACGACUCUUGCAGCCGGGUGCGCAUCCCUGCGGCUGCCACGCUGGCCGUGGGCACCAUGUGUGGCGUUUAUGGCUCCACCCUCUGCAAUGCUCAGCGCUGGCUCAAUUUCCAGGGGGACACUUCGAAUGGCCUGGCUCCCCUAGACAUCACCUUCCACCUGAUGGAGCCCGGCCAGGCCCUAGGGAGUGGGAUGCAGGCUCUGACCGGGGAGAUCAGGCCCUGCAACGAGUCCCAGGGCAAUGGCACGGUGGCCUGCUCCUGCCAGGACUGUGCUGCGUCCUGCCCCACCAUCCCCCAGCCCCAGGCACUGGACUCCACCUUCUACCUGGGCGGGCUGGAAGGUGGGCUGGCCCUUGUCAUCAUCCUCUGCUCUGCUUUUGCCCUGCUUACCACCUUCCUGGUGGGUACCCGCCUGGCCUCCUCCUGUGGCAAGGACAAGACGCCAGACCCCAAGGCAGGCAUGAGCCUGUCUGACAAACUCAGCCUCUCCACCAACGUCAUCCUUAGCCAGUGCUUCCAGAACUGGGGCACAUGGGUGGCCUCAUGGCCGCUGACCAUCCUGUUGGUGUCCAUCGCCGUGGUAUUGGCCUUGUCAGGAGGCCUGGCCUUUGUGGAACUGACCACGGACCCAGUGGAGCUGUGGUCGGCCCCCAGCAGCCAAGCCCGGAGCGAGAAGGCUUUCCACGACCAGCAUUUUGGCCCCUUCCUCCGAACCAACCAGGUGAUCUUGACGGCUCCCAACCGGCCCAGCUACCACUACGACUCCCUGCUCCUGGGGCCCAAGAACUUCAGUGGGGUCCUGGCCUCUGACCUCCUGCUGGAGCUGCUGGAGCUACAGGAGACGCUGCGGCACCUCCAGGUGUGGUCGCCCGAGGAGCAGCGCCACAUCUCGCUGCAGGACAUCUGCUUCGCGCCCCUCAACCCUCACAAUGCCAGCCUCUCCGACUGCUGCAUCAACAGCCUCCUGCAGUAUUUCCAGAGCAACCGCACGCACCUGCUGCUCACGGCCAACCAGACGCUGACGGGCCAGACCUCCCAGGUGGACUGGAGGGACCACUUUCUCUACUGUGCUAACGCCCCACUCACCUUCAAGGAUGGCACAGCCCUAGCCCUGAGCUGCAUGGCUGACUAUGGGGGCCCUGUCUUCCCCUUCCUUGCCGUGGGUGGCUACAAAGGGAAGGACUACUCUGAGGCGGAGGCCCUGAUUAUGACCUUCUCCCUCAACAACUAUGCCCCUGGGGACCCCCGGCUGGCCCAGGCUAAGCUCUGGGAGGCAGCCUUCUUGGAGGAGAUGAAAGCCUUCCAGCGGCGGACAGCUGGCACUUUCCAGGUCACAUUCAUGGCUGAGCGCUCCCUGGAGGACGAGAUUAACCGCACGACGGCGGAGGACCUCCCCAUCUUCGGAGUCAGCUACAUCAUCAUCUUCCUGUACAUCUCCCUGGCGCUGGGCAGCUACUCCAGCUGGCGCCGGGUGCCGGUGGACUCCAAGGUCACGCUGGGCCUGGGCGGGGUGGCGGUGGUGCUGGGAGCAGUGACAGCGGCCAUGGGCUUCUUCUCCUACCUCGGCGUGCCGUCCUCCCUGGUGAUCCUUCAGGUGGUGCCUUUCCUGGUGUUGGCCGUGGGCGCUGACAACAUCUUCAUCUUUGUUCUGGAGUACCAGAGGCUGCCCCGGAGGCCGGGAGAGCCGCGGGAGGCCCACAUCGGCCGAGCGCUGGGCAGUGUGGCCCCUAGCAUGUUGCUCUGCAGCCUGUCUGAGGCCAUCUGCUUCUUUCUAGGGGCCCUGACCCCUAUGCCCGCUGUGAAGACCUUUGCCCUGAUCUCGGGCUUUGCCAUCGUCCUGGACUUCUUGCUGCAGGUGUCAGCCUUUGUGGCUCUGCUUUCUCUGGACAGCAGGAGGCAGGAGGCCUCCCGCUUGGACGUCUGCUGCUGCGUGAGCGCCCCGAAGCUGCCUGCACCCGGCCAGAGCGAGGGACUCCUGCUUCGAGUCUUCCGCAAGUUCUACGUCCCAGUCCUGCUGCACCGGGUGACACGGGCGGUGGUGCUGCUGCUGUUCACCGGCCUCUUCGGGGUGGGGCUCUACUUCAUGUGCCACAUCCGCGUGGGAUUGGAUCAGGAGCUGGCCCUGCCCAAGGACUCAUACCUGCUGGACUAUUUCUUCUUCCUGAACCGCUACUUUGAGGUGGGGGCUCCCGUCUACUUUGUCACCACGGGAGGCUACAACUUCUCCAGCGAGGCGGGCAUGAAUGCUGUGUGCUCCAGUGCCGGGUGCGACAGUUACUCCUUAACCCAGAAGAUCCAGUACGCCACCGAGUUCCCCGAGGAGUCUUACCUGGCCAUCCCUGCCUCCUCCUGGGUGGAUGACUUCAUCGACUGGCUGACCCCGUCCUCCUGCUGCCGCCUUUAUGCCUUUGGUGCUAAUAAGGACAAAUUCUGCCCUUCGACUGUCAACUCCCUAGCCUGCUUGAAGAACUGCGUGAACUUCACACUGGGCCCUGUCCGGCCAUCCGUGGACCAGUUCCACAAGUACCUUCCCUGGUUCCUGAGUGACCCGCCCAACAUCAAGUGUCCCAAAGGUGGGCUGGCAGCGUACAACACCUCCGUGCAUUUGGGAUCUGAUGGCCAGGUUUUAGCCUCCCGGUUCAUGGCCUACCACAAGCCGCUGCGGAACUCGGAGGAUUACACUGAGGCCCUGCGGGUGUCACGGGCGCUGGCGGCCAACAUCACGGCCCAGCUGCGGCAGGUGCCAGGCACCGACCCGGCCUUCGAGGUCUUCCCCUACACGAUCACCAACGUGUUCUACGAGCAGUACCUGAGCGUGGUCCCCGAGGGCCUCUUCAUGCUCGCCAUCUGCCUGCUGCCCACCUUCGUAGUCUGCUGCCUGCUGCUGGGCAUGGACCUACGCUCCGGCCUCCUCAACCUGUUCUCCAUCGUCAUGAUCCUCGUGGACACCGUGGGCUUCAUGGCCCUGUGGGGCAUCAGUUACAAUGCCGUGUCGCUCAUCAACCUGGUCACGGCGGUGGGCAUCUCCGUGGAGUUUGUGUCCCACAUCACCCGCUCCUUUGCAGUCAGCACCCGGCCCACCCGGCUGGAGAGGGCCAAGGAGGCCACCAUCUCCAUGGGCAGCGCGGUGUUUGCUGGCGUGGCCAUGACCAACCUGCCGGGCAUCCUCGUCCUGGGCCUGGCCAAGGCGCAGCUCAUCCAGAUCUUCUUCUUCCGCCUCAACCUCCUCAUCACCGUGCUGGGUCUGCUGCAUGGCCUGGUCUUCCUGCCAGUGGUCCUCAGCUACCUCGGGCCUGAUAUCAAUGCAGCUCUCGUGCUGGACCAGAAGAAGACAGAAGAGGCCAUCGGGGCCCCUGCCCACCUGGUCCCAACAUCCACGGCCAGCAGCACCUAUGUCAACUACGGCUUCCAACAUCCCGCCAACGGUGUAGUGGGCGACAGUUCUCUGCCCCGCAGUGGACCGGACCUCUGA